AUGCAUCAAUCAGGUCGCACGAAUGCAAAGCGACGCAACCCCAAUCCGCUGCGAGACCGUACACCCGAAGAGCUGAAAGGGGAUGUCACCUGGUUCCACGGCAAUCACGAACUGAAAGAGGUGGUCGAUCUUGAGCUGCUCAUCAAGGGAGCGCUCAUAGCGCAGGAUAUUGCGAAUAUAGAGACCUGUGGCUUGAGCGCGCCCCAAAGGCGGGCCAUAAAGUCCGAAACAAGGUUGGGAUUCUUUCAGCAAACGAAGGAGCUCAAGACCACCAUCCUAGCUACUGCAUGUGCAGCAAUUAUUCAGUAA
Aspergillus puulaauensis is the source of this 309-nucleotide messenger RNA. RefSeq lists its product as uncharacterized. Bases 1 to 309 code for a protein of 102 amino acids. NCBI's taxonomy places the organism in Eukaryota, Fungi, Ascomycota, Eurotiomycetes, Eurotiales, Aspergillaceae. The transcript has 2 exons. The record is from RefSeq and is a predicted model, not a curated record.